Oldenlandia corymbosa var. corymbosa is the source of this 954-nucleotide messenger RNA. The record is from the annotation of a GenBank genome assembly. NCBI's taxonomy places the organism in Eukaryota, Viridiplantae, Streptophyta, Magnoliopsida, Gentianales, Rubiaceae.
AUGGCUGAAUUAGCUGACCACUUUGGAGCUCUCACCAAGGCUUUCACAGGACUUGGUGUGGAUGAACAGUCAAUAAUAGAAGUACUAGGGAAGUGGGAUCCGGAUCAAAAGCAUUCUUUUAGGAAAAACAGUGUUGAAAUUUUCAAGGAGGAUGAACGUCAAUUCCACCGAUGGGAUAAUCGCCACUUUCACCGUCUCCACCAUGAGUUCCUUCGUUUCAAGGACGCAGUGGUACUUUGGACAAUGCAUCCUUGGGAAAGAGAUGCCCGGCUGGUGAGAGAGGCAAUCCAAAUGGGCACACAAUAUGCAAAUAUCAUUGUAGAAGUGGCAUGCACUAGAUCUUCAGAUGAGCUUUUGGGAGCAAGAAAAGCCUAUCAUUCCCUGUUUGAUCACUCAAUUGAAGAGGACAUCGCCUCCAAAUUCCAAAGCCCUGACAAGAUGCUUUUGGUGGGAUUAGUAAGUGCAUACCGUUAUGAAGGUCCCAAAUUCAGUGAAGAAUUGGCAAAAUCUGAAGCCAAAACCCUGCAUUCUCUCAUAAAAAGUGCUGCUAAUGAUGAGAAGCUCAUUGAGAAGGAAGAGAUUAUCAGUAUACUGACCACAAGAAGCAAGGUUCAUCUUCGGGCAAUUUGCCAGCAUUAUCAAGAACUUAGUGGUACUGGUCUGGACGAGGAGGUUGGUGAUCACACACUCAUAAAACAAGUCAUUCAAUGUCUUUGCAACAAAGAAGCAUACUUUUCUGAGGUUUUGGAUGGGGCCAUUAGAGGCAUUGAGGAUGGGAAUUAUGCAAAAGAAUCUCUGACUAGGGUGAUCGUAACCCGGGCAGAUGCAGAUUUGAAGGUUAUUAAAGAAGUUUACAAAGAAAGAUGUGGAGUUUCUCUACCUGAUAAAAUUGAAGAAAUUGCAAACGGGAACUUCAAGAACUUUUUGCUCACUUUAAUUGCAAGGGAAGAGUGA